Messenger RNA from Suillus subaureus, 1794 nucleotides. RefSeq lists its product as uncharacterized. The record is from RefSeq and is a predicted model, not a curated record. The coding region runs from base 1 to 1794 and encodes 597 amino acids. The transcript is spliced from 5 exons. Lineage: Eukaryota; Fungi; Basidiomycota; Agaricomycetes; Boletales; Suillaceae.
AUGGAUGCCGUAAAAUGCAGCAAUUGUCCACAAGAGACUCGUCGCGAGGCACUGCAACACCUUAUGAAGAAACCUGCCGGUGGAAAGGUGGCUUUGAUAGUGGCAGUGACUUCAGGUGAUGACGAAGGAAGCAAUGCUUCUUCUUCAAGCCUAUUGGUUGUUGAGUCCGGUGCAGUUGCCCCUGUUCGCAAGCGGAAGAAGACAACCCUAGAUGGUUUCAUGGAUCAUCCAUUGAACGAUGACCAGAAAGCCCGCACUGACAUUAAACUUCUUCAGUUUUUCAUUCACGCGAACAUACCAUUCUAUGCUGGUGGUGAUUUCUAUUUUCACCAAUUUUUAAAUGAAAUUUGGCCCUCGUAUACAACACCAACACGCUAUGUAUUAUCUCACAGCCUUCUCAAUAGUGAAGCUGCAAGAGUCAAACUGGAAGAAGUUGAUAGACUGAAGGGCAGGAGACUACUCACUCUACUUCUUGAUGGAUGGGAAGAUAAGCUUAGGCGAAGUCUCUAUGGGUCCCUUGCUGCUGAAGUAAAACAACACCCCAUUAUCUUGGCUCUCGAAGAUAUGAUGGGAGUGCGAGGAACAGUAGAUAACCUUAUGGCCAUGUUGGAGAAAGCAAUGAAAGCAAUGGAGAUUGGAGAUGGGAAAAAAAUUGUGGCUGCAACUACCAACAAUCCGACUGUCAUGCAGUCAUUCCGUCAAAAGUUUCAAACUAAGUUCUAUUGGGUGCUCACUUUCGCAUGCUUCUUGCAUAGCAUGAAUACACUUCUUGGUCCUGAAGCCCAGAGGAGGGUAAAUGGUCAAACACCUGUUGCUGCGGACGUCAUCAAGACUGUCAUACAUACUCCAAACUACUGGAACUAUUUAGACCAAAUGGUGAGGACAACAAAGUUCAUCGUCAACACCAUUGGGAACAUCGAGAAUCGAGACUGCAACCUUGCAGAGUGCAUGCUCGAACUCAUUUGUUGUGCACACAAGAUGUCAACACUACAACUUGAUGAUGGCGAUGACAGCACCUUCUUCACUCAUGCAAAGUCAGUCUUUAACUGUCGGUUUCACUCAAUCAAUACAAAAUAUCAUACCCUUGCCCUAUUCCUCCACCCAAUGUGUCAUAAACUCGCUGUUACUCAGGCAGCGAGUGGCUGCCCUUUCGAAUUCAUGGUCAAAGUGGCAUUAGAAGUUGCCCUUCAGUGGAAGUGGAGUAAAGCGAAGGCUGACGUACUUGUCAUGGACCUGAAAGCUUAUAAUCUAUGUCAUUCACCAUUUGCCAGGGGCCAAGCAGAUGGACUCGCUUGGUGGGAGAAUCUCCCAAUCAACUCUGAAAUGCACCCACUCAAGGCUUUCGCAAUUAUCAUCCUGUCCAUUGUCCCACACACAGCUGAGGUUGAACGCCUGUUUUUGGACCUCGGCAUUGAUACAGAUGUUGCCAAGCAGCUCGAGACCGACUUUGCAUUUGUUCCUCCGCUCGCAGCAGUUUCUGGUGACACCAACUGCAAUCUCGAAGGUCCUGAAUCAAUUUCACUUGAUGACAUUGAUGCUGAGUUUGCUUGGCUCGAAGAUAUUCGCAAAGCAGAAAAAAUGAUUGACACAGAGUUUCUGUCAGACUGGGAUGUGGAUGGGAGGGAAGUUUUAGAAGGGAAUGCAUUCGACUUUGCAGAAUUGCAGUGUGUUGACGAGGGAUUAGUGCCUGCAGCAGUAGAGGAUGAGAUUAUGGUCACAGAUCAUGAUGUGAAUGAAGAUGGGACUUGGAAUAUUGACUCAAUGUUACUAUCAAGUGGUCUUACAUCAAUGUAG